CUCUGAAACAGACGAGGCGACAAAAACAAAGCUUUACGAGCCACCAAAUGAGCCACUCCGUUAUUAUUCCGACCAACAAAAGCCAAAGAAACCCCACCCCAACCAGCCGAUCAAUCUCCAGCAAGAGACAUCCAAUUUUUGAAUCCGAUAGAUCUUUGCUUAGACAUUUGUCAAUAAUCAACUUAGCAUCACCAUGAACAGCAACAUCCAAAAUCCCCAACGCAUGACGCUGCAGUAGACAAUCCCGCAAAGCAAGACCUCCACCACAUAAGCAUCAUGAAUCCCUUCAUAUCUAUGAGUUUCCUGGUUACACUUGUAUAACUGGAAUUUGAACGUAAUGGCCCAACAGAAACCAGGCUGGUCAGCGCAGCCCAACUGACUAAAUAAAAGCCCAGUUUCCGUCAAGCAAUUUAUGGCCCACAAGGCAAGCCCGACUCAUAUGUCUGCAGCUUCCGAGUUCAAUCGUUGUCUGUGACUCGGUCACAAACGCACAUUGUGUUGUCUGUGGUGGAUCAAAGCUCAGCGCCUGCAGGCUGCAAGGCAAGCGCUCUACCAGGAGAAGCCGAGAAGGUGAAGAGGGAGACGAGGGAUGACGGCGUUUCACUUUUUCAACUGUGCGAUUCUGACCUUCGGACCUCACGCCGUCUACUACUCUGCCACGCCAUUGUCAGAGUAUGAUACUCUUGGCACAUCUAUGAAAGCUGCGCUUGUUUAUCUGGGAACUGCCAUAGUUAAGCUUGUUUGCUUGGCGAAUUUUCUCAAGGUGUCCGAGAACGAUGAGUUUGAUCCUUAUCAGGAAUCUUUGAAAGCCCUAAUUGGUCUGGUAGAUGUUGCUGGGAUUUACUUCGCUUUGACUCAAUUGACUCAUCGGAACAUCUCUCAAAACCACAAAUUUCAAGCUGUUGGCCUUGGUUGGGCUUUUGCGGAUUCCAUCUUGCACAGACUAGCUCCUCUCUGGGUCGGAGCUAGAGGCCUAGAGUUCACUUGGGACUACAUUCUACAAGGCCUGGAAGCAAAUGCCAACCUGGCUUUCAGUAUUUCAAUGGCGGCAUUGGGGUCCUUGAUGUGGCUUCGCAGAAACAAACCUAAGACUUUGAUUCCUUUGAUAUAUAUUUGUGCCCUAAUAGUGGCAACCAUGCCUUCCAUCACAAGCUAUUUGAGGAAAAAGCUAGACUGGCAUUUCCCAGAAGUCGUAGGGUUCGAGCUCGGAUCAUCUCUAGUAAUGGCCUUUAUCAGUUGGCAACUCUUCUCUGCUUGUCAGAGACGUUCAUCGUAGGAAACACCAAGAUUCAUCGUCUGAGAAUCAGCUAUUGCUCCAAAACUCGUUGACCCAGAGCAUUCUCUCUUUGUAAUAGGCUGCCUUUGUUGCUGCAACUCUCCACAUUUACCCCUUUCUACGGACGAUCUGAAUGCAAUUUUUGCCUGUAAGUUCACUAGCAUUUCAUAACUUCCCCUGUUGGGGGCUAUAUAUCCAGGUCAAUUACACAAAUUAUCAGUCAAAAAUCAAUUACUGGACCCUGA
Molecule: messenger RNA, 1521 nt
Organism: Linum trigynum
Lineage: Eukaryota; Viridiplantae; Streptophyta; Magnoliopsida; Malpighiales; Linaceae
Source: the annotation of a GenBank genome assembly